GGCAGUCACUCCAAGAGACCAAAGCUAAACACUGUGUGCAGGAAAACCAGUGUUGCCAGAGCCUGAGAAGAGACAGAAUGGGGUUCUCAGAGUUACUUGGAACCAUUGGGGGAAUGGGGCGCUUCCAGUUCCUACUGACUGCCCUGAUGAGCAUUCCUGGGAUACUGUUUGUCUGUCAUACUAUACUACUAAACUUCACUGGAGUGGUACCAGAACACCAUUGCCAGCUCCAGAACCACACAAGUCCCGAGUCUCCUCUCCUGGGAGAUGGCAGAGAUGGGACACUGAGAGUCUACAUUCCCAUGGAUAAGGCUGGGAAGCCGGAGAUGUGCCUCAGGUUCACUGAGCCUCAGUGGCAGCUCCUGAAUGCAAAUGUCACAGAAGAGGCAAGACCAGCCACUGAAGACUGCCUGGAUGGAUGGGUCUAUGACAAGAGUGUCUCCUCCUCCUCCAUUGUUACUGAGUGGGAUCUGGUAUGUGAAUGGAAGUCACUGAAAUAUGUUGCUCAGAUAAUAUACAUGGGAGGACAGCAGGCAGGAACUGUCAUGUUUGGGAUACUCUCUGACAGGCUUGGGAGGAGAACAAUGCUGCUGUGGUCCUCUCUGAUGGCCACAAUUACGGGCACCUGUACAGCUCUUAUGCCCUCCUUUGCUGGAUAUGUCAUAUUCCAAUUCCUCACUGGUGCUGGAACAAUGGGCCUCCUCCUCACUUCAAACUGCCUGACCUUAGAGUGGACGCCUACUGGGAAAAGGAUCUUUGUGAAUGCUUGUAAUACAUAUGCCUUCACUAUCGGACAAAUAGUCGUGGCUGCAUGGGCCUACCUGGUCCAAGAAUGGCGCUGGCUGCAGUUUUCCAUUUCCAUCGCAUGUGGGAUCAUUGUUCUCUUCUCCCUGGUCCUCCCAGAAUCUGCUUGUUGGCUCAUCACUCACAACAAACUCCACACGGCUAUGAAGAGCCUUCAGAAGGUGGCAUGGAUAAAUGGGCACAAGGAAGAAGGGAGGAAGCUCACUCCAGAAGGCAUAAUGUCCCACAUUCAGGAGGACCUUACAACUGUGAAGCCAACGUCUCAUCUCAGAGACCUUUACAGGACUCCAGGAAUAUGCAAGAUCACAUUGAGUGUCCUCUUUGCAUGGCUUUCUCGUGGAUUCUCCUUUUAUGGACUGGUUUUGGACUUGCAGAAAUUUGGGUUCAGCAUUUACUUGGUCCAAGUACUAUUUGCACUCAUAGAUUUCCCAGCAAGGCUGCUAACAGCCAUUAGCUUGUCCUACAUGGGACGCCGCUUCACCUUAAUCUUCUGUACAGUUUUCUCUGGACUCAUGACCCUCAUUGGCAUAUUUGUGCCUCAAGAUCUGACUGCUCUUAGGAUGACACUUAGUGUUCUUGGAAAAGGAGGUUUAGCAGGUGCCAUUUCAAGUGAUUUCCUUUACACAUUGGAACUCUACCCAACUGAAAUCAGGCAGAUAGGAAUGAGUGUUGGUGUUUUUGCUUCCCGUGUUGGCUCCCUACUAGCUCCUGUUGUUUUCAUCAUUGGCAUCUAUAUCCCUAUUCUACAGCCCCUGUUGUUUGGAAUAGUGCCCCUCCUUUCUGCCAUUGCUAUCUCAUUCCGGAUUGAGACCCGUGGUCUCCCACUGCUGGAUACCAUCCAGGAGACAGAGAACAGGAUAAAGAAGGCACAAUCUCUGAAAGGAAAUGUCAGUAAAGAUGUACAAGAGGGACCAGCCUUUCUUCUCCCAGAAAUGUCACCAGCUGAGAGUACAGUUUAAUGCUUUCUUGUGGUCCCUCAACCAUAAUCCCAAGAGACUCCAGUGUCUGGAUGCAGCUUCGUCAUUUUUCCUUGUUGCGAAAGGAAAUUGACCUUGUUUAGACUGAGAGUGGAUUCUCUGACUGCUGAAAGGAUGGAGAAAAGGUGGCCUGAUAGAACUUCUCUGCAAUUCAAUAUACGGAAUAAAAUACUACUUGUUAAACAUCAUGCUUCAAAAUGAAACCAAUAAAAAAUGGAUAG
This is a messenger RNA of Monodelphis domestica (gray short-tailed opossum), 2002 nucleotides long. RefSeq names its product solute carrier family 22 member 20-like. The record is from RefSeq and is a predicted model, not a curated record. Gene Ontology annotation, cellular component: membrane. NCBI's taxonomy places the organism in Eukaryota, Metazoa, Chordata, Mammalia, Didelphimorphia, Didelphidae. Gene Ontology annotation, biological process: transmembrane transport. Gene Ontology annotation, molecular function: transmembrane transporter activity.